This is a messenger RNA of Hepatospora eriocheir, 372 nucleotides long. The record is from the annotation of a GenBank genome assembly. NCBI's taxonomy places the organism in Eukaryota, Fungi, Microsporidia, Hepatosporidae.
AUGAUUGCAAAACUUACAGAUUUAAAAAAUAACUGGUUUAAUUUUAAUAAAAAUGAAGAAGAAAAAAUAUUUAAAGAUAAGAGUUAUAUAAAAAGCAAGACAAAUGAAGAUAAUUUUGUGGAAAAUUUAAGUAAUUUUACAACGGAAUUGGCGGAAUUAAAGGAAAAUAGAAAAAAAUUUGAUAAUGGAAUGCAUAUUUUUAAGCUUAUUGUCGAUUCAAAGACAUGUGAUAAAUUUAAUGAAGAAUUGAAAAAAGCGGAUCAAAACAUUUUGUUUUAUAUAAUAUUAUUUGAAUAUAAAUAUUUUAUUUCUUCAGUAAAAUUACGUGCUUUAUUUAUUAAUGAAAAUUAUCUUUUUAAAAAAGUUUAUUAA